AUGGCAGCGGCUCUCCAGUGCGUCGGCCCCCUCGGGAUCCCCAGACCUAGCCGGAGCUUUGGUGGACGUAGGCAGGCAGAAGCAUCAGUCCCCUCUGUCCUUUCUCCGUCGCUCUGCGUCUCCCUUCUUGGUCGUCGUCGUGGGCGGAACCAGACCCUCAUGCGCCAUUCCUCGCGGUCUCUCCAGCCCUCCGUUUGCGCCAGCCACCUCCCAAGCCUCCGGUCGUCUCCCCGCCGCCGUCUUCCUGGUUGUGUGGCGUUUGCCUUUUCGCAGGAGAACACGGUGAGUUCGGAUGCUUCUGAGUCCAAUCCCCGCCUGUCUGAAAACGUCUUUCUCGCGUCCAUUGGAUCCGGCUCGAUCUCGUUCGGUGGGGGUUUUUCUUUUUGAUGCGGGAACUAAAAAUCAUCGAUGGUCGCUUCAACGGGACAAUAAAUUGACGUGACCUGUUCCCCAUUCUAUGGUCAGAGGACUGUCUCCUGAGUAGUUUACGCUCGGAGAAAAAAGACUUGUAUCCUGUCAUGUCAACGGGGACAUGGGAAUGCAGAGACAGAUCCCUGCUACCACGGGAUCAACCUUGCCCAACUGAUUUAGUGCCGUCAGUUUAGCCGACGUCAUACUGCUGGACUCCUCAACAAAGGGUGAAAUGAGCUGGGAUUUUUCGUUCUCAGUGAGCAGGGGGGGUUACACUUUAGGUUUUAGAUGUCUCGUUCUUUUUGUUAUCUGGUCACCACGCCUCCGUGAAUCAUCAAAGCCACUUGCUUGCCAUCCCAUCUCUCCACCUUUCAUCCAUCACGCAAUGCAAAUGCAAAUGCUUUCAUGAAUCGGAUAUCAGAAGUCCGGUUGGAAAUCUGUGCAACUGUUCCUUGCUUCUUUUGCAACAAGGGAUAAGUUUUCUCCUUGGUAACAUGUUUUUCUAUGUUGCAAUUGGAACCAUACGCAUUUUGUCGCCCCCCUCCCCCCAGAAGGACUCUGACGUGGAAGUGGAAAGCGUGGAGAAUGAGCUUGAAAUCAGCUCCAACGAAUCCCUGGCAGUGUGGAAGAAAAUGUUGGAAUAUACAAAGGUGGAGGCGCUAAAGAUGCAGAAUUUCUCGCAGGAAGCAUUUGCAGUGUACUCUAAGACAGCGAUAGUGUCAUUAGAAGAAGCGUCUAAGAAGCUGAAGAUCCAAGCCGAGCAAGCAACGUCUGAUUUGAUGAAGCUAGCUAAAGAUAUUGGGGAAGAGGGAAGUGAGUAUCUUUCGGUUGCUUCUAGGAAUUCUCCAGAACCCGUGAAGGACAUUGUGGAGACACUUACUUCUUCAAUCAGUGACUUGAGAAACCCAAGCGAAGUUCGUGACUUUUAUCUUGGAAUCCCCUAUGGUAUGUAUCCAGUAGGCGACUAUUUCCAUAGGAUAUACGAUGUGGUCCCUAUCUUCAGCUUCAUCUAUUUGCUCUCUUUUUUAAGUGUUCUUGUUACUGCUCACUAAACUCGCUAAGGAUUUGGAAAAUAGGAGCAAGGUUUUGAAAAUUUGUGAUUAUAGCUUUUUAAUCGAUUCCACUAUGUUGUUUUUUUUUUCUCCCAGGUGUCUGUCUUGCAGUCGGGGGCUUCCUUCACUUUAUGCUUACUGGGAGCAUUUCCGCGGUUCGCUUUGGUGUAAUCCUAGGCUCUUCUCUUCUAGCUUUGAGUGUUGCAAGUCUAAAAGCCUGGAGAAGUGGGUCAUCACACGCUGUCUUUCUGAAAGGCCAAGCUGGUCAGUUUCCUUUCUUCAUUUCAAGGUCCCUUUCAAUAACCUAAUUGUGUUGAAUCAUUAGAUCUGAAGAUUAUGCUACUAUGAUUAGGCUAUUUAAGAUUAGGUUUCUGCCAGAUUUGGGUGAGAGUUAAGAUAAUUUGUUGAAGUACAUUUUAUUCUCGCCACAGCUCAGCUGCCUUGCAAAAUGCAACUUCCAAAGAGUUCCAUAGUGGAAAUAUCAUCAUCAUCAUGAAUAGAGUUUUAGAGAUCGUCAUGUGAUAGAGCAGAAGUAGAAAGAGAACAAUUAUUCAACCUGCUAGGUUGAAUUCUAUCAGCGUGCUAGAUUUUGUAUUUAACAGGUGUCAAAUUGCUCCAUGUUUAUUUUUUUCCUACUUUCACUAUGGCGUGGACCCUCGCUACAUUAUCCAUAGCACGACUUCAGGAUACGCAUUUGCUUCUAUUCCAAACUUAUCCUGGUAUCCGUGUAUGCAAAUCUUAGGAGGAACGUAAAUGGAAAAUUCAGAACUCUUGAUUUUGUUAAAAACCCAAAAGAUAGAAUUAGCUCCAGGUGGACUCUGUGUUGAAUUCCACCAUCUAACGAAGCUUUGACCUUGCAGCAAUCACAGCCAUACUCUUCAUCAAGGAAUGGAAUUUGCUUUCCCAGGUAAAAGUCCACAAGAGCCUGAAGACAUCAGAUCAAUUAUUCAUUGCAUUGUUUUUUUCUCUAACUUAGAUUAGCCCCAUAAUAAAUCUCUGCAGAGGCUAUCGUUCCCUUCUGUUUUUCUGACAACACUCAGGUUAGUUCUGUCUUCAAUUUGUCUUGCAUACUACAGACAUUUUAUCCACGUUUGGUACAGCACUAAAUUUCAGAGUUGUAUUAGCCUGGGAGAACACUUACAGUGUGCACUUUGUUGGGCUGAAGCUCUUACAGAGAGACUUAAGCCUCAAUCUGCUGGUACCCAGGAACCAAUUGCUUGCAAUUUUGCAGAAGUGUAGCUAAUUGGGCGCACAUGAAAUGUCACCCAUUUUUCUCGUUGGCUCAGCCUUCUGAUAUCCUCAUUCUCUAAUUUUCUUCUACUGUUUAGGCUGAUCGUUGAAUUCCCUAAUGCUCUGUUUUUCUAUGCAGCGGAACCAUGCUUCUCUUCUACAUUUACAGGGUGAUCAUAGACCGCAGGAGCAAUGGUCCAGGCUUGGAGACGUCUCUAGAAAGUUGA
Molecule: messenger RNA, 2920 nt
Organism: Spirodela intermedia
Lineage: Eukaryota; Viridiplantae; Streptophyta; Magnoliopsida; Alismatales; Araceae
Source: the annotation of a GenBank genome assembly